This is a messenger RNA of Colletotrichum truncatum, 546 nucleotides long. Its product is annotated as NmrA-like family protein (Rossmann-fold NAD(P)(+)-binding protein). NCBI's taxonomy places the organism in Eukaryota, Fungi, Ascomycota, Sordariomycetes, Glomerellales, Glomerellaceae. The record is from RefSeq and is a predicted model, not a curated record.
AUGUCAGUCAAUCGCAUUGCCGUCUAUGGCCACCGCGGCUGGGGCAGUUCCAGGAUUGUCAGCGCCCUCAUUUCCUCAGGAGUUCCCAUAAGGGUGCUGUUUCGCGCUGGAUCAGACAUCUCCAACAUCCCAGAGACAGUUGAAAAAGUGGAAGUGGACGUUAAUGACGAGCAGGCCUUGAUCGCUGCCUUGCAGGACAUAGAUAUUGUAAUCUCUCUUGUGGGGCAUGAAGGCGUCCAAAGACAACAUGGCUUCGUCAAAGCUAUCCCGAAAACGAAUGUGAAGCUGUUUUCGCCCUCAGAUCUAGCUGCGCGGUAUGACGAGCAAGGCAUGCGCAUUGGCGUUAACAAGGCCAAGGAUGAGGUUGAAAGAGCAGCGAAGGAGGCAGGCAUUCCUACUACAGUCGUCCUGAUCGGAAACUUUGCCGAGUUUGCACUCAACACUCUGGGCAUGGGUGUUGAUAUACCAGGAAACAAGCUUAUCUACACAGCGGAUAGUGCUGAGAGAAGACUGAAUAUCUGGUCUGCGAUUUCCAUUUCUUUCUAA